UAGGUUAGAUUUUGCCUAUCGAUAUAUUGCCACACGUUUAUCGCAUCAAUUGCGCACAUUUGAUUAUAAAUAACUAUCGUAACAUGUCAUACGAUCAAAGACAUCAAAUGUUAUAUUUAUUUAACAAUUCUGAGUUACCUUUUUUUUCUCAUUUUUUAUUAUUUUAACUAAUCUCAUGUAUAUAUGUACGUGAUUGAUAUAUGUAUAAAUAUUAUAUGAAUUAAAAAACAAAAAAACAAAAUGGCAAUGUUUUAGUGUAUUCGGAGAUUUUGUUAUAACAAACGAUUAUUACUACGAGGGAUACUCCAAUGACCAAAAAUAAAAAGUUGUUCCUGCAUGCAGUGCACUGUGUCUGCAAUCUUCCUGAUAAUAUUGCACAAUAUUUUUUAUUACUUUGCUGUAUUGUAUAAAGCGUAAGACAUAAAUGGCUGCUUAUAUCAAUCGUACAAUAUCUUUAAUUGGGGGAGAGAGUCAACUUCGAUCUACAGAUAUUAGAAGUGAUCAUUCUCCUCUACAGAUCUUUGUUAAAGCGAAGAAGAAAAUAAACGAUAUAUUUAUUGAAAUAGAUGACUAUGUUCAGGAUACAGUGGCAUUUAUGAAAUCACUGCAGAAUGAUCGCAAGAUCAUUACUGUGGAAGAAGUGUCACGAGUCCAAAACUAUGUAGACAAAGUUCAUGCCAUACGAGAUGUCCUUAAAAGAGAUCACAUGAAAGUUGCAUUUUUUGGAAGAACGAGUAAUGGGAAAAGUACAGUUAUAAAUGCUAUGCUACGAGAUAAGAUUUUACCAAGUGGAAUAGGACACACAACAAAUUGCUUCUUACAAGUAGAAGGAUCAGAGAAUGGAGAAGCUUAUCUUAUUACUGAAGGUUCUACAGAAAAACAACCAGUUCAAUCUGUUGGGCAAUUAGGUCAUGCUCUUUGCAAAGAAAAAUUAUGUGAAAGUCAUUUAGUCAGAAUAUUUUGGCCAAAAGAGAAAUGUCUUUUAUUAAGAGAUGACGUAGUUUUUGUUGAUAGUCCUGGAGUUGAUGUUACACCUAAUUUAGAUGAAUGGAUUGAUAAACAUUGUUUAGAUGCAGAUGUAUUCGUUUUGGUUGCAAAUGCUGAGUCUACUUUGAUGGUCACCGAGAAAAACUUUUUCCAUAAAGUAUCUACUAAGUUAUCAAAACCAAAUAUAUUUAUUUUGAACAAUAGAUGGGAUGCAUCUGCUUCUGAACCAGAAUUCUUUGAUCAGCUGGUCAAAGAACAGAAAGAGGUAAGAGCUCAACAUCAAGAACGUGCUGUGGACUUUUUAUCAAAAGAAUUAAAGGUUUAUUCUCCAAAAGAUGCAGAGGAACGUGUAUUUUUUAUUUCUGCCAAAGAAACUCUUCAAGCCCGUAUGCAAGAGCAACGUGGUCAACCAGCUCAUAAUGGUGCAUUGGCAGAAGGUUUUCAGAAUCGUUAUUUCGAGUUCCAAGAUUUUGAAAGAAAAUUCGAGGAAUGUAUUUCUAAAUCAGCUGUGAAAACCAAAUUCGAACAACAUUCUCAACGUGGUAAACACAUAGCCACAGAAAUUCGUCAAACUUUGGAUGAAAUAUUGGAGAAAACACAAGCAAUGCGUAGUGAACAAUUAAAUGUUAAGAAGGAAGUUCAUGACAGAUUAAAUUUUACGGAACAGCAAUUAAUAUUAUUAACUCAAGAAAUGAAAGAUAAAAUUCAUCAUAUGGUAGAAGACGUUGAACAAAGAGUUGCCAAAGCAUUGAAUGAAGAGAUUCGUCGAUUAGCUGUUCUCGUUGAUGAAUUUAGCGUUCCAUUUCAUACCGAACCAUUAGUAUUGAACGUAUAUAAACGUGAAUUACAUACACAUGUGGAAAAUGGUUUAGGUUCCAAUUUACGAGCACGUUUGAGCACGGCUUUGGCAUUAAAUAUGGAAAAUUCACAACGUGAAAUGACAGAGAGAAUGGCAGGUUUAUUGGCAGAUAAUAAGAAACAAAUGUCUUUAAAUAUUUUACCUAGACGAGAACCAUUUGAGAUAUUAUAUAGAUUGAAUUGUGAUAAUCUUUGUGCGGAUUUUCAUGAAGAUUUAGAAUUUCGAUUUUCAUGGGGUUUAACGUCUAUUAUUAAUAGAUUUGCUGGGAAACAAAGUCAUAAAUUAACUAUUGCUAAUUAUCCACAAGAGAUUCCACCGUCUAUAACAUCGCCGACAGAUAGUAUCGAUUCUAUCAAAUUUGUAUCAAAUACACCAAAUUUUUCGACAAAUUCCGACGAUUGGUCAUUAGCAACAAGAAUUGCUAUUGCAUCAAUAACAUCGCAGGGCACGAUGGGUGGCCUAAUUAUUGCUGGUUUUAUGCUGAAAACAAUUGGUUGGAGGCUUAUAGCUGUAACAGGUGCAAUUUAUGGUGCUUUAUAUCUCUACGAGCGAUUAACAUGGACUAAUAAAGCAAAAGAAUCCGAAUUUAAACGGCAAUACGUUGCACAUGCAACUAAGAAAUUAAGAUUGAUUGUAGAUCUUACAUCUGCGAAUUGUAGCCAUCAAGUUCAACAGGAGUUAUCUAGCACAUUCGCACGUCUGUGCCAUUUAGUCGACGAAACAACAUCUGAAAUGGAUGCUGAACUCAAAACUAUUGCCACUAUGGUCCGAGUUUUAGAAGAAGCUGCAUCUAAUGCUAAAGUUUUACGAAAUAAGGCGAAUUAUUUAGCCAACGAGUUAGAUUUGUUCGAUGCAGCUUAUUUAAAAUCCUUAAAUUAGAAUAAUACGGGGAGAAACAAAAAAAAAGAAAAGGAAAUUUAUUUUAAAGUAGAGUACAACGUAGAGGUAUUGUGUUAUCUGAACAUUCAUAUAUAUUAUGUGUAUAUAUAUAUAUAAAUUUUUAUGUUGCUUUCUAAAUUCGAAUGAUUUCAAAGAAAAGUUUCUUUAUAAAAGGGGAAACACUUAUGGAAAUAAUUUAAUCUACGAUACGAUCUACGAUAAGAUCCUUAUCUCAUAACUCUAACAAACAAUUAUUAAUAUUUUCCCCACGUACAAAUGAAACGCUUCUUAUCUGUAAAAACUCUAGUCUAAGCAUUCAUAAUUUUUUGCAGAAAGAAUAUUAGAUUUGUUUUUAAGGAAAUACAAAUGAUUAUACGUACGGAUAGGUGUUCAUGUUAAAGAUUUAUUUUUAAUCCAAUGAAUUUUUUGUUUAUAUACGUUAAAAGUUUUAUCUCUGGUCGAUAUAUAUAUAUUAUAUAUUAUACAUUAUAUAUUAUAUAUUAUAUUAUAUAUAUUAUAUAAUAUAUAUUAUAUAUAUUAUAUAUAUAUUAUGUAUGGUAUAUAGAAUAUUGGUGCAAGCAUUAUAUAAUGUUCUAUAUACAUUGUGAUUUAAUUUGAAAGAUCUAUUAUACAGAUUUAUAUUGUCAUAAGUAAUAACGCUUAAGAGAAGAUAAAUUAUAUAUAUAUAUAUAUAUAUAUAUAUAUAUGUGUGUGUAUAUAUAUAUAUAUUUCUCUCUCUCUCAUAAAAAUGUACUCAUAUUUAUAACAUGAAUAAAGAUUUCAUUGUUGAUCGUAUAUUCUUUUUAAAAAUAAGAAAAGAAACAAGUAAUAAAUAAAGUUUCUUUGCAAUAUGUAAUAAAAUAAACAAUGCUAGAAAAGAUAACGAAACUUACAGAUUUAUAUGAAUUAUUUUAAUGAUACAUUGAAAAUUUAUUUAUUACCGCGAUAAAUUAACCAACUAAUCAAAUUCUGAACGUCACGAUAUCUAACUCUUUUAAAUACAUAGAUUGUCUAAACACGUCAUAUAAAGAAGCGUGAGAAGAAUUCGAUAUAUCAUUAUUUGAAUUACUUUUACAUAUCGUAUCAUAAAUAAUUUAAAUCACAAUAAAUUACAAUAUCAUUCUCUAGAAAUGAAUUGCAAAUCUUAUUAUGAAUUCUCAUUAAUUAAUUACACGUACUAUCUAUUCAUGUAUUUUUUUGUACAAUUUUAUCGUUACGUAAAAUUAUUAUCAUUGUUCUAUUGUGAAAAUAUGCAUAGGAAUUGAUAACACAGUAUAAUAAAAUAUCAAACGAGAAGUACAUAUUCUUUUCAAAAUUUAUGAAUUAAUAUUUUGUUUGUUGCUUAUAACAAAAAAUUUAAGAAAAAAAACUUCUUUCUUUCCUUUCUUGUUCUAUUUGAAAUAAAUUCGAAAUAAAUUUGAUAAUUGUCUUAUAUCAUCUAUUUAUCAUAAAUUUCAUUCAAUCGGUGAAAUAUACGAAGAAUAAAUUUUUAACUUUAGAAUGAGCGCAUGAUUUUUCACGUACUUGCAUACAUAUCAUUUGUAUCUUUACUUUUGCUUGCAAUAUCUCGAAUAAUUUCAUCGAAGUAAAUUUAUAUUUCUUCCUUCUCUCUUUUUUUUUUUUCAAUCAUCAUUCAUAAAAGAUUUGAAGAUUUCAACUUCUUACAAAUUUGUAAUAUUUACUUUCGCUCUUAUCUGUGCUCUCACGAAUCCAACAAAUUUCGAAGAACGAAAAAAGUAAGAUUAUCGAGAGGUGAAAUAGAAUUUAAAAAUAAUAAAAAAAAAAAGAACAA
Vespula vulgaris is the source of this 4517-nucleotide messenger RNA. RefSeq names its product transmembrane GTPase Marf (gene Marf). Gene Ontology annotation, cellular component: mitochondrial outer membrane. Bases 425 to 2725 code for a protein of 766 amino acids. Gene Ontology annotation, molecular function: GTP binding; GTPase activity. The transcript is spliced from 13 exons. Gene Ontology annotation, biological process: mitochondrial fusion; mitochondrion localization. The record is from RefSeq and is a predicted model, not a curated record. NCBI's taxonomy places the organism in Eukaryota, Metazoa, Arthropoda, Insecta, Hymenoptera, Vespidae.